UUUAUUUAAAUCCUUUACCUUAUUUACUACUUCGGCGUUUAUACUUUGUUUUCCCGAAUUUUCCAUAAAUUUCUUUGUUUUUUUUUUAUACCAUAGAAAGUUCGAUAAAGUUUGUUUCUCUGCUGCUAUCGAUGUAAUUUUCGAAAAUUUUGAUAAGGAGUUGUCGUGAAAAUUGGUUUGGCCCAACGUAAACGGUAGCAGAGGCGGGAUAUAAAAGAAUUCGACAUACAUAUUAAGAUCGCGGUGCAAUUUUGCAUAGAUAAAUCGGCAAAUACCAUCUUGUGCACGCCCAGCAAUAGUGAAACUGGAAGUGAUAGCGCUGGUAAGGAGAACAUGACAAUCUUUUAAACUCAACCGUUCACUCGUCACUUCUUGAAAGAGAAUCUAGGCCUUUGUUGGUCCACCUACGUAACGUCAUGGAGACCGAGGAGCUCACGAAAUUGGUCGACGAUAUUUAUAAGAAUAUUCUGGAUAAAUUCAAUCCUGGUGCUAGACAACUAAUCAACGCCGGAAAAGCUUAUUUGAAAGCGUUACAUGGUGCUGCCGCAGCUUCUAAGGUUUACGUCGAUGCUCUAUCUAGGCUCGCACGACAGGCACAGCUUGGCACUUGGGGUGGUUCCCAAGAUGUCGGAUCUGCUCUGAUGCGGAUUGUCGAGGUCUACAAAGAGAUACAAGAACAGGAAAUCAAUAUACUCAAGGCGUUCUAUGUAGAUCUACUAGUGCCACUAGAAACGAAUCUUGAAAAAGACACCAAAGUCAUUCAGAGCGAGCAGAAAAAAUUCUUACAGCAGCAUAAAACACGCAGCGAGACGUACAGCAAAGCAGCUGCGACUAUGAAAAAGCAGAGAAAGAAGUCACGCGGGGCGAGCAAAAGCGGACUCGCCAUGGACAAAGAGCUGAAGAAUAUGCAGAUACUCGAGGAAGAGAAGUCCAAGCUCGAUACUUUCUGCGAGCAAAGUUUAAAAAAUGCAAUGACGCAGGAAAGAAGAAGAUAUGGCUUCGUGCUCGAGCGCCAGUGUUCCCUGGCGAAACACUACGCGAGCUUUCACGAAGUCGCUCUGGCUGCGCUUCACCCGUCCGUCGACGAGUGGCGCGAAAUCGCUGCUACUCGGGAAUAUUUGCCGCAGUCCGUCGAGGAUAUGUUCGCCUCCAGGCUCAGGCAAGUGUCGUUCUGGCCAGAGGACGAAGAGAACGGCGGCUCCGAAUUAACAAUGAGCUCACAACUGCGCAAGACCCGCAGCAUGGACAGUUCCUGCCUGGAAUUACGACUCGGACCACCACAGAGCCAAUCGACCGGAAGUGGACUACACCAUGGACACGGACAAGGCCCGACUCAUUUGCCACCGGCCCUGGCACGUGCUCGAUCCGAGGCGAAUUUGCAUGCCUCGACACUUUCCUUGGGACCAGAGGUGCCAGAAACCCCGCCAAGACCACGAUCUAUGGCGCCCAUAUCUCGAAACAGCGGCGGAAUGGGUGGUGCCCAUAUCACCAGCGGAUGGGGUGAGGCACCCCUUGCUCGUGCCCUUUUUGCCUACCUCAGCUCGGGCGAGAAUCAACUGAGCUUCCACGAGGGCGACUUGAUUGCGCUUAUGGGCGACCGACAGAAGGGUUGGCAAUUUGGCGAGAAUCUACGCACUCAAUGCUCCGGAUGGUUCCCCCUUGCUUAUACAGAAGUUAUCAUUGACGAAUCGCUAGGAUCCCCAAAUCAUAGCACGAGUAACGGCCGAGCCAAUGGUUCUGAAUCGAAAGUAAUGCCACCGUGCAAACCACCGCCGUCUCGACCACCAGUGCCGAAUAACGAAUCAGCGGGCGUCAACUCCGUCGGCAAUGAAACCAACGGCCAUCCUCACAAUGGCUCCAUCUCCAAUAGUAGCAGCGGUAACAACAAUGGCGGCGGCAACAUCAACAAUAACAAUAUCAAUAAUGGCACCGUACCCAGCGUGUCGAAAAGCAGCAGCUCCCACAAUAUUGCCGCUCCAACCAGUCGACAGGCCAAAUCGAUCCGUCCAACUGGAACGCUGCCGACUGUUUUGGCGGGAGGACGUAGGGUGCAGCCGCCGGUGCCACCCAUCCCGCCACCUCAGGCAGUUACGUCACUCCAUAGUAGCAACGACAGCGGCUUCUCGAACGAACCGCCCGUACAGCCGGACAUUGACUAUAGUGACGACGAAGCCAUGAGAGAGAGAGAAAGAGAGAGGAAGGGAUCGACCUAUCAAGCAGCAGAACAGCUGCUGCAGCAGCAACAACAACAACAACAGCAUCAAAAAGCCAAUAAUAAGGAAGACGGUAAAAUACAGAGCUCAAGUGAGAGUAAAGACUGGGAGAACGAUUCUUGGAAGACGAUACCACGUGAUGAAAAGUCAUGGCACGUUUAUCGUAGUGCCAUGACCGAAUAUUGGUCCGAGAGUAGCGUCGUGGGAAGUAGCAAUGAUCAAUCGAAUGGAAAGUCUGGACGACACGAGGAGCGUCGGAUUAUUAGAAACAUAGAUAAUGAUUCGAACGGACCGACAAAGAAAGAGAGAAAACAGCAGCAGCAGCAACAACAACAACAUAAUGAUAAUAAUCAAAAGAACGAAUAUGAGAAUACGCGUGCGGUAAGAAAUUCAAAUUCCGAGAGAAACGGAGGUGGCAAAUUUGCAUCUAACGAUGAUCACGGUAACUCUAGCAGAGGGUACAAUCGUAGACUCGAUAGAGAAGAAAAUAGAUCUAGAAAAGAUAGACGGGGGGAUAUUGAAACGGAGGAUGAUGAAAUAGAAGUUGAAGCUGAUGUUGACGAUGAAGAGAAUGAGAGUUAUAACGUAAGUGUGAACUAUCGUCCCGACAAAUACGACAAUAAGCAGUACUACGACAGCAAUAACGACGAUGAUCGGCGUUUGAAUUACCGGCGAAGUAACGACUCCAAGUACGACGAUGAUAAAAUGAGCGAUUCAUCCUCAUCGCCAUCUUCAGAAUCAGAAGAUGAAAGUACCAUACCUGAAACGGGGAGAAAAGUUGAGCAGAUAACUCAAAAACUAGAGCAGACAGCUCAAAAGUACGCGCGUGAACAUAGUCCGCCAAAAUUCAUGGAGCGACGUAGUAUGGAUUACAAUAAAAAUAGCCUUGAUAGAUCACGUGACGAACCUAAGCUGUCGCCGAUGCCAUUCGAUAAAUACGAAAGGAAUAUACGGAGUAGCAGAACAACUCAAAGACAUCUGAGCAGUGAUCGAGAGCGCGAGCGCGAUCGCUACACGGAUAAAUCAAUAGCCUCUUCGCGUCAAUCAACCCUCACUUACGACUGUAACAGAGUUUAUGAGAAGAAUUCCGAGAGAAGGCACACAUCGGAACGAAUAUCUACGCGCGGAUUGGAUAGACCUAGACCUCCAUCACAAGAGGCACCCGAGAGGCCCACUGAACAACAUCUUCAGUCAAAGGAACAUCAGAGGUACCGUGAACGAAGAUACUCUGAAAAAGAAGAUAUUUACGGUGAAACGGUAGGCAUAGGCUUUUCUAAUGAAUCGUUGAUCGUGGAUAAAGAUCGUGGAUACGAAUCAAAUUUCGAAACAAAAUUGGAGAGAACUAAGGUAUUGGAGCGUCAUGGAUAUCCAAGAGCGUCGAGAAUAUCCGAGAGCCAUAUUGAAAGAAAUGAUACCAAUAAUAACACGUUGAAGGACGACAGAAAACUGUUAAUACCGAGGCAGAGCACGGCAAUGGGCCAUCUCAUACAGACUGGGCGUGGCUUCGAAAUCGAAAACAAAAGUCCGAAACUCGUUAAAAGGACCAAAAGCUUUUGGAGAUUUCGUCGAGACUCCGAGGUAUUAGAAGGUAUGGCCUUAUGGCAGCAUAGAUCGCUCGUAGAUAUACCGAAAAUGUUGAAGAAACAUUCGUACGAGGAGAAGACAAAAUCACCAGACGAGUCUAGAAAAUCUAGUUCUGAGGGAAGUCCGGGCCCAUCUCAUCGAAGUCUCGAACGGAAGAACAGUGGCUCGACAAUUACCAAUGAGAGGAUCAACGGAAUUGAGCAAUCGUUGCCAGAUGAGCCCAAGCCGGCCGAGAGAAUUCAUCUUCCUGAAAAGUCAUCGCCAGUGGAUUAUUUCGAGGACUUGCCGACUCCGGCGGAGAGGCCAAAAAUGGCCGAUAGAGGAGAGUAUCGAUCAUCCUCGUCGAGGCAUCAUAAAGAACAACGUCCGUAUUUCGUAGGCAACGUAUCGAGAAAGGCUAUUCUGGAAAAUGAGAGGAAGCGUAGUUUGGAGGCCAAGAGAAAUAUGAUUGUCGCCGAAUUGAAGGAAAAUAAUCAGGUUAAAAGAAACGAAAGAAGAAAAAACCCAUACGGGGACGAUGACGAUGGGUUGAUGGUUCAGCAUUUUACAGAAACCGAUGCCUCGGAUGAGGAGUCGACAUACAGUUGCAUUAUUGUUAAGGAUCAAGCAGUAUCCGAGAAGACUUUGUUGCCAAGGACGAAACUCCGAAGAGAUAGUGAGAGGGGUGAUCGAAAUAAGAAAACUUGUGGCCCAUGGUACGAUCUUUGGGGAGUUGAUCAAUCGGUUACUAAGAAGAAGAAGAAGAAGCAACAGUAAAUUAUAUAGGCAAUGAACAGGAACAACAUUUUUGCGACGGUGAAGCUGCGCAAAACAAAGACCAACGAUCGCUCGGCACCGGCCC
Molecule: messenger RNA, 4638 nt
Organism: Ceratosolen solmsi marchali
Lineage: Eukaryota; Metazoa; Arthropoda; Insecta; Hymenoptera; Agaonidae
Gene: IRSp53
Product: Insulin receptor substrate 53 kDa
Exons: 17
Coding region: 417-4553 (1378 amino acids)
Biological process (GO): actin filament bundle assembly; plasma membrane organization; actin crosslink formation
Cellular component (GO): cytosol; nucleoplasm
Molecular function (GO): protein binding
Source: RefSeq, a predicted model, not a curated record